GCACUCUCAUACAUAAUUUAAGUUUAACUAAUUAAAAGUGCAAUAAUAAAUAUGCAUUUCUUUAAAGUGCGCGCUCUCGAAAAUACCUUACCUCGAAUAACAAAAAAAUAUUGUUUUUGAAACUUACACUUUAGUUUGUAAACACUAAAAAAGUUUAAUAAUCAAGUAACGCGAACCGCUCACGAUCGAUUAUCAUACUCACUCUGAGCAGCAGCUCUAUUAGGUGCUCUGAGAAGCUAAACGUAGGUGGUAGCGUAAAAACUUUCGCUUUUUUCACUCAUAUCUGAGAAAUAUAUCAGUUCUCUCUUACUCACCCUCUAACUCUCUCGCGCGCUCGCUUGGCUACUACCUAGUGUUCACUGUUGACCUCAACUGAGAUAUUUGUUAGCCGUUGGAUUUUAGUAUGUUUCUUUUAUUGCCGGACGUGUAGUCAUUGCGCUUUUUAAGCAAUUCUUUAUUCUACUUUUUUUCGCGAGUAAUUUAUAAUAAGUAAUACGAAAGCGAGUGCGUUUCUUUGCAUAUAAUUAAAUAUAACGAUUAAAACAUGAUGUCGGAAUCCAACUCCACGCCAAAUACACCCGCGAUUGAAGACAGCAACAACACACCUGCCGCGGUAGAUAACAAUGCCAAGAAGCCCUUGUCUGAGAAGGAGCUGAAGGAGUUGAAAGAGCAGCAUAUUUAUAAUAAUUUCGCCACACCACUCAUUGGCACCUAUCUCAAUUUGCCGCAGGAAUCCGUAAUGUUGAAGUGUCCUGCUUGCGGGAUUAUUGAAAUGACACAAGUCGAAAACGAUAUGAAAUGGUGGGCGACGGAGAUCAAUCGCUUCGUCGGCUGUUUGUGGGUUUCAUUUUGCUGUUGCUGCUGUAUGGACUACUUUAUACCAUGUAAACAAACGGAUCGCAAUCAUUAUUGCAAGAAAUGCGGUUGCUACUUUGGACGCGCUAUGAAGCACUCAGCAAUUAAACCGAAGAAGCUGGCAGCCAAGUCAUGAGGUAGUUGUCACCCACACAUACGCACACUUAGUUGGAAAAUACAUACUCGUAUAGAUUCCUUUACUGCCAAGGAGGCCGAUUAACGAAAAGGCAAAAUAAAAACAAACAAUAAUAAUAAGAAUAAUACAAUUAAUAAAAAUAUCUGCUUUCCAAUUUUUGUCUUCACGAAAACACUCGA
Messenger RNA from Bactrocera latifrons, 1170 nucleotides. RefSeq lists its product as uncharacterized. The coding region runs from base 545 to 991 and encodes 148 amino acids. NCBI's taxonomy places the organism in Eukaryota, Metazoa, Arthropoda, Insecta, Diptera, Tephritidae. The transcript is spliced from 2 exons. The record is from RefSeq and is a predicted model, not a curated record.